Messenger RNA from Capsella rubella, 2036 nucleotides. Its product is annotated as F-box/kelch-repeat protein At5g42350. Gene Ontology annotation, cellular component: SCF ubiquitin ligase complex. Gene Ontology annotation, molecular function: protein binding. Bases 223 to 1905 code for a protein of 560 amino acids. The record is from RefSeq and is a predicted model, not a curated record. NCBI's taxonomy places the organism in Eukaryota, Viridiplantae, Streptophyta, Magnoliopsida, Brassicales, Brassicaceae. The transcript has 2 exons.
UAUAAUGAAAAGGGAAAGUGAGAAUUCGAUGCGUCAAGCUUAGGUCCUUUCAAAGUCUCAAUUAUUUCCUCUUCUUCGUUGAGAUUUCUGAGGAAGACGAAACAAAAUGCUCUCGAUUUGGGUAAAAUAGCUUCAUGGGUUUAUGAAUCUCGCUUCGAAAUUUUCUCAGUUUGCUCAAUAAAAACUUAAGCUUUCAAUCUGGGUCUCUCUCCUUAAUGAUGCAUGAUGAAACCAUUGGGAGAGGAGUCCAUAAGGCAGGAUCUAGAAGUUUUGACUGUGUCGAAGCGGCUUGUGAAAAGUGUUAGUCAGAAGUUAAAGAAGAAGAUUCAUAAAUCUGAGGUUGUGGAAGAUGAAGUGGAUGAUGCAAGGGGUGGAGUGAAUUGUCUAAGUAUUAGUGUUGGUUGCAGAGUUGCUGAUACAGGUGAGGAUUUUGAGGAUCCUUGUAAUAAGAGAUGGUCUAGUGCUAGUGAGGAAGGUAAGGGGUUGAUGACUAUUUGUGGAACUGAAGAAACUAGGUUAGAUUGUUUUUCUUAUGGUGUUAAAGAGAGGUUUUGGAAGAAGAAUUAUAAAAAGUAUUUAGUGGAUUCGGCUCAGGAUAACCGCAAGAAUAUAUUUCUUCCGGAUGAUAUUCUUGAGAUGUGUUUGAUGAGGCUUCCUUUGACUGGUCUGUUGAAUGCACAUCUUGUUUGUAAGAAAUGGCGAUCUAUGGCUACUACCCAGCGGUUCCUCCAGCUGAGACGAGAAGGUUCUUUUCAAACCCCGUGGUUGUUUCUGUUUGCUGCUCAUAAAGAUAGUUGCUCCUCUGGUGAAAUUCAUGGGUAUGAUGUCUCUCAAGACAAAUGGCACAGGAUUGAAACUGAUUUACUUAAGGGGCGGUUUAUGUAUUCAGUGACGAACAUCCAUGAGGAGAUUUAUAUUAUUGGAGGUCGUUCUAUGGAAAGAAACUCUUUCAAGUCGCACAGAGGGAUCUUGGUAUUCAGUCCUUCGACCAAAUCAUGGCGUAAAAUUGCAUCUAUGAGACAUGCUAGAUCACUUCCCAUCGUUGGUGCCUCUGAAGUUACUUCAGACUUCUCGACCAUACAGACCCAACAGAAUCGCCAAGAUAAACGCUUUCACCUUUCCAGAGUUGGCGGAGUAUCAGACGUUUAUGAAGACCCUCACAGACUAUCCGUAAGACGACAGCACAGAAACUUGGCUGAUCAAAACGGCACUAAAUCCCUCAGAUUAGCAAGACAAAAGCUUGAUCGGCUAAACAAAAACAGCUCCAAGAGAUUCGUGCUCAUUUCCAUUGGAGGCACUGGAUUUUUUGAUGAGCCACUGGAUUCAGGUGAAAUAUACGACUCAGCAACAAACACUUGGUCAGAAAUCCAGAGACUCCCGAUGGGUUUCGGGGUUGUAUGUUGUGGGAUCAUAUGCAAUGGAAUCUUCUACGCUUAUUCUGAGAAUGAUAAGCUAUCAGGAUAUGACAUAGAGAGAGGCUUCUGGAUUGCAAUCCAAACAUCUCCAAUCCCUCCUCGGAUUCAUGAGUUCUACCCUAAACUCAUCUCUUGCAACCAUCGUUUGUUCAUGCUCUCUGUUUCAUGGUGCGACGAAGGAGAUGGACAGAUUGGGAGGAGAAACAAAGCAGUGAGAAAGCUGUGGGAGUUGGAUCUUGUUUACCUCACAUGGACCGAGGUUUCAGUACACCCGGACGCACCAAUGGAUUGGAACGCCACAUAUGUCUCAGACAAGAACAUACUAAUGGGAGUUGAGAUGUUCAAAAUCUUUGGGCAAGUAUUAGGUUUCUUCACCGUCUGUGAUACCUUAACGGAAGAAGCCUCUUGGAGACAUGUUUCGAGGAACCAAAGGAGCCAAAAACUUAACCUAUCUUGUAUGAACAAAACCAUUGCCUUGCUUCAUCUCUGAUCUUCUUUUUCAUUAAUUUUUAUAACUAUCAGGACUUGUGAAAUUGAUUGAUUCGUGUAUUAAAAAGAAAUGAAAUGUGCCAGUCUCUUGUGGUUUAUUUGAAAAGUAAUGUUCGAUUUUGUUAGGAAGAA